UCAUUGAUUUGCAUGUAUUAAGGAAGAGUGUGGCAGCAUUUAAAAAGUGUAUUCAAUAUCUAAGCAGUUUUCAAUUUGCUGUUAGGUAAUGAGAGGACCAAACACGUGCACACUAUCACUGAAAAUAAUUGGAAAAUGUAGAAAAAGUACUCUUCCAUUUUAAAAAAAAAAGGCUAUUCCAUAGUAUUGCUCAAAUGUUUACACAAACGCUGUCUCCUAAUUAUCAUCGUCAGCUCUGAAUAAUGGAAUAGUUCGACAUUUUGGGGAAUAUUCUUACUCCCUAAAAGGCUUAGAGUUGAAUACAAAGAUUGACAUGACUCUCAUGUUCAUGCAUUAAGUAUGUAGCUGGAACCAGGAAGUACCUCUAACGUUAACUAAUUUGAGGUCACACAUGCACCCUCCCACUCUUCAGAAAGAAACAGUUAUGACUCGUUAGUGGCCUGGCUCUCUCCACAGCUGACUGGUGUGUUGGAGCCGUGGUGCGUGACGGGUCAGUCUAUUACUGUACUUCCAAAAGCACACUUGCUCAGAGGUUCCCUGUUGAGACAGAAAUGAACCUGCCGUCCAAAGAGGAGUGCGAAGGAUGGGACCAGGCUCAAGUAGCCUUCUUUAUGUGCAAGAACAAAAUGCAAGAGUGUGCUGUCACCAUCAACAGACUGAAAAUGACUGGACAGAAAUUUCUGAAUCUGUCUGAAAGCGACUUGAGCAAGUUCAGUCUCAUCCACCAACCGCAGAUUCAGAAGAUUGUUCAAGACAUCAAGAAAAAUGACGGCAGCUUACUGAAUAAACUAAGAAGACUGAAAAGCAAACCACUUCCAAAAGUACCUGCAAGAGAUUACAGAGAUGAAGACAGGGAGGGUGAUGAACAGCUGUCUGACCCUGAUUAUGAUAAUGACAUGUAUGAGGAUCUAUCUCGGGACCAGGAUGACAGCUAUGAGCCUCCUCCCAGCCACAGAGUCUUCAACACAGCUUCUUCAGCUUCCCUACCAAGAGGGGAGUAUCUUGACAGCUGCCGUAACCGGCCAGACCGGCCACCCAGGAAGCCCCUCCGCCCAGGCAAAGCCUCCAGGCAACUGCCCCCUGAACCCACCCACGUGGGGAGUGAUGAAGAAGACUACAUUAGUCCCGAUGGCAGUAACGAUGAUGACAACUAUAUUGAACCUUCAGAGAAUCCACCUUCUAAUCCUAUGAUGCAUGGUGGACACAGAGCAGGGAGGGACCGUCCCAUGUUGCCUACACCUUUACCAGAGCGUCCACCCAGUCCUGAUUUUUAUGAAGUUCCUGACAAUGAGGGGAAAUCAUUGCCUCUUCCAGCAAGCAGACUGUGUCCAAUCCCCACACAACAAUCACCUUCUUUACCACCAAAACCCAGCCCCAGAAUGAAUAGGAGAUCUCCCACUGUUGUCCAGGAGCCUACAGAUGGUGAUGAAUAUGAAGUGUGUGAUCCAGAUGAUAGUUCCAGUGAUAAAUCUGCAGAGGGACCUCCUCGACCUCUACCUAAACCUUUGCCUAGAGAGAGGUCACCAAAACCACCUUUAAGGCCGAGGCCAGACUUAAAACCCAGAGAAUUUGAAAGCCGAACGCUGCCUUUGAUUCAAACUGAGCAGAAACCUCCUCCAAGAGCAUUCACGCUGGACUUGAAACGACCAAAGAUCCCCCUUCCACAUUUUACCUCCCCCAGACAAACUGACAGAGGAAGUGUUUCUAAUGAAAAUGGGUCAACAGACCAAGAUAAGGACGCAGAUGUCUAUAAGAAACCAUGGUAUGCCAGUGCAUGUGACCGCAAGACUGCUGACGAUGUCUUGGUUCGCUCGAAUAAAGACGGGGCGUUUUUGGUGAGGAAGAGCUCCGGUCAGGAUGUACACCAGCCCUAUACAUUAGUGGUGUUUUAUAAGGGCAGAGUGUACAACAUCCCAAUCCGCUUUAUACAGACAACUCAGCAGUACGCGCUGGGGAGAGAGAAGAAAGGAGAGGAGUAUUUCAGCAGUGUCUCCCACAUCAUCGAGAACCACCAGAGGAACCCUCUGGUGCUGAUUGACAGCCAGAGUAACACCAAGGACGCCGCCAAGCUGUGCUACCCUGUGAAGCCCUAGAUGAGCCUCACUGAUAGACUACAGCGAACAGCUGAAUGUCUGGACUCAUGCAUCCCAUCCCGCUGUGUUCACAGAACUCAUUAUCUGACACUUUCCCCUCUAAUCUUUGUUAAUCUGAGGUCCUGUCAGCGGGAUUGUAUACUGGACUAGUCUGCAGUGCUGGCAAUGCAGAGCUAAAGCAGCACUGACUCAAAAGACUUUGAACUCCUGCUUUUAUUAAGAUGUUUUUUUAAAUGCUCA
This is a messenger RNA of Thunnus maccoyii (southern bluefin tuna), 2333 nucleotides long. It is a transcript of the gene blnk, whose product is annotated as B cell linker. The record is from RefSeq and is a predicted model, not a curated record. NCBI's taxonomy places the organism in Eukaryota, Metazoa, Chordata, Actinopteri, Scombriformes, Scombridae. The transcript is spliced from 25 exons. Gene Ontology annotation, biological process: intracellular signal transduction; cell surface receptor protein tyrosine kinase signaling pathway. Bases 552 to 2093 code for a protein of 513 amino acids.